AUGCGUCUUUUUUACCGGCCGCUUCUGGACAAGACGUUCAGGCAUCUGUCGUGUCGACCAGUUGCCAGGGUUUUGGCCCAAAGGCUUUUAAAUUCUCCUGUCAACGCCCCUGUGAUGUCGCAGCGGGAAGCGUUGGUGGCAAGACUGAGCGACGAGGUGUUUUCAAAGGGCAAUGUGCACCUCAAGAACGUGAAUACACUUUCCGCCUUGCCGGAGGGACUGCAUUCAUUUCCGGAGGUGUGCUUCAUCGGCAAACCCAACGUUGGCAAAUCAUCGAUCAUAUCGUGCCUGUUGCACAACCGCCGAUUGGGACGUUCUGGAAGCACACGGGGAACCACGCGAAUUCUUCAGUUCUUCAAUGUGGGGGAUGCCAUGUUACUUGUAGACACCCCCGGUUAUGGCGGUUGGAUGGGACGCCAACUCUCGCAAAACUUAGCUGAACGUGCAAGUGCAUUUGCCAUUCUAUUUCGUUAUUUAGCGCUUCGCAAACAAGGCCCACUUAAGCGGGUUUAUUGGGUGAUGGAGGCCAGGAAGCCCAUUCAACCCCGAGACGAGGAAAUCUUUGCCUUUUUGCGGGAACAGCAGAUAAAUUUUUCGGUUAUAUUAAAUAAAAUUGAUCGAUUCAAGGGCGAUAAGGUGGCUCUUCAGAAACAGGUGAAUGAUGUCUGGGACUUUUUGGGUAGCAAUCAGGUUCCUGUCCUGGGCAUAAGGGCCAACCCCAAGUAUCCAGAGAGGUGCUUGAACAUCCGAGCCUUGCAACACGACAUCACGUACUACUGCACACAGGAGCUGGUGCGUGCAGAGGACUUGACAUACAAAGGAAUCAGGGAGUUGAGUUACGCGCCUCCCUCUCUGGAGGAGUUGACCGCGGUGGAGCAACGCUACCCAGUAGAAUCCUUCAUUUUGCCCCAAGAGGACAACUUGUCGUUGGAGCGUUUUGUCUUGAUGCAUGAGGAAGCUAAAGCCAAGUGGUUGGCGACAUCACCGAAGGCGGCGCUGUUGUCGGCCAAAGAAAAGGUUGCAAAUCAUCUCGUGGAGAGUUCUGACAAGAGAUACAAGGACGGCGGAAGCAGCAACGAAAAAAAUAAAAACCAUAACACCGUAGCUUUACCAACAUCGUGUUUGGCUGUCGAAGAAGGUUCAGGGCCGCAAAACGUAUUUAACUCAACUACAGCAAAAGAGAGCACUUCUUCUUCUUUCUUUGAGCAGGCGGAGACGCCUAGAAGAUUCUGCGUCCGGGCAUCACUCCGCUCCACGCGACAGCAUCAACCUGAGGAAGACGUCUUUUGGACAAAGAGGGACGCGUCAACACCCGAGGCGUAUGCCAAAUCCGUUUCAUCACGGGUUGCUCAUGAGUCACCGCCAUCUGUUUUCUCCAACAAGAAGCCUCCGCUCCCAUUCUCUGCGCCGCUGUUACCACAGCUUCCCACAAGUUUGGACAAGGAAACGCACACUGUGCGGGCUAUCAACGGUGUGCCUAUAGAAAAAAGUAUGAUUACGACGUCAGUAGCACAGCUUCCCCUGCAUCAGGAAGGCUCGUUCGAGCACUUUGCACAGCAUUCAACUUCAGGUGAUUACGACCGUCUUUUGUCAGCUGAGCUAGCUGGACAACAUACAUUUCUCGAAGAGGGAGAGCACGCAAGCCUCUCGGAAGGCGAAACAUUAUCGCUCCAGCGGUCCUUGAGGAAAAGUGCUCGACGGAAGCAGUUGGAUCGCAUCCUAGAAAAGUACGUCUCGCGAGUCCGCAAGCAGCGUUCACUCUAUAUGCAAGCGGAGGGUUAUAUGUGUCCUUGGCUGGCGGGCGCAGGGCAGCCGUCGCGUGUUGCGGUUGUGGGUUUUGCGCACGGCUAUUCUUUCAUGGGUGGAGGCGGCACGCUGAUGAAGGGGCUUAAGCGCACGGGAUUUGGCGGUAAAAGCUUCUCUGCGCACACCAUGAAGAAUCGUGGGCGGGCAACAAAGAAGACCGGAUACUGGGCGACGUAG
Trypanosoma cruzi is the source of this 1983-nucleotide messenger RNA. RefSeq lists its product as uncharacterized. The coding region runs from base 1 to 1983 and encodes 660 amino acids. The record is from RefSeq and is a predicted model, not a curated record. Gene Ontology annotation, molecular function: GTP binding. NCBI's taxonomy places the organism in Eukaryota, Euglenozoa, Kinetoplastea, Trypanosomatida, Trypanosomatidae. The transcript has a single exon.